Molecule: messenger RNA, 4839 nt
Organism: Camarhynchus parvulus
Lineage: Eukaryota; Metazoa; Chordata; Aves; Passeriformes; Thraupidae
Gene: GTF2I
Product: general transcription factor IIi
Exons: 48
Coding region: 165-4316 (1383 amino acids)
Cellular component (GO): nucleus
Molecular function (GO): DNA-binding transcription factor activity
Source: RefSeq, a predicted model, not a curated record
CGGCGCGGCGCUGGGGUCGGCCCGACACCGCGCGCGAGGAGCGGGGCCGCUCGGCAGCGCCGAGAGCCCGCGGAAAAGCCCCCGCUGCCCCGGCGCUCCUGCCGUAGCCGUGCGGCGUCUCCAGCCAGAGGAACCGGGCUGCCUGCGCCCGGCGCGGGAGGAAAAUGGCUCAAAUUCUUGGACCAACAACAUCCAUCCCUGAUGAGGAAUACUUGGAAAGCAGAAUGGUGGUUACAUUUCUCAUGUCAGGACUUGACUCAAUGUGUAAAGAACUUUCCAAAUCCAAGGCAGAAGUUGUCUGUAUUGCUGUAUUUGCAAGAAAUGUUUUUGUUGUUGGAAGUGAGAGAGGAAAAGCCUUUGUCAACUCUAGGGAAGAUUUUAAGACGGAUUUUAUGGAAUACUGUGUUACAGAAGAGGACAGGCCUCCAGAACUGCAGAGGAUUACACCACCUGUAAACAGACAGACGCUGGAUGCUGAGGAGCUAGAGGCUCUUAGAAAGUCUGUGGUGGAGUUUUUCUGCUUUUCCUAUGGUAAAGCUUUAGGAAAGUCAACGGCAGUCCCUGUGCCAUAUGAAGAGAUUCAGAGGAACCAGUCUGUUGUGAUAGUGCAGGGCCUGCCUGAAGGAGUCACAUUUAAGCAUCCAUCAAAUUAUGAUGUUUCCACCCUGAAAUGGAUUUUGGAAAACAAAUCAGAGAUCUCAUUUAGUAUCAACAGGCCUUUCGUAGAACCAAAGAAACAGAUAGAAGCUGAUGUGGCAGCUCCUUCACAUUCAGUUAUACCUCCAUGUGAAAGUUGUCCGCCUGUUAAUGUGAAAACGGAACCAAGCAAGGAUCCUGAGACCAGCGAGGAUCAUGAAAUUUCUUCCAAAUUGUCAACAGUAACAAUGAAACAGGAAAGAGAUGAUCCUAACUACUAUCAAUUUAAUACUCCAGCAGGCCCUUCCAAAGCACCAGAGACAGAUGAAAAAAUUGCUCCUGGAAAAAGUUACACAGAGACCUCCCAGCCUGACUCGUCAGACACAAGUGAGGAUUCUGAGGUUGAGUUCAGUUCUGCAGAUGAUGUUGAUGUUGGUGAUGAUAAUGAUGAUGAUGAUGAGUACAUGCCCCCUGAAGAGAGCUUGAGGAGCCCCAGUUCAGUUACUGAAGCUGCCAAUACUGGGAGAAGAAAUGCCGAAGAAUUCAGUUUUGAGUCCUCCCACCAUGACAUGUCAGAAAUAAGUGAGAAGCCUGAGGUUGAGGUCACCAUUGAAGAAGAUGAUGACGACUAUCCACCACCUGACAAGAGGCAGAAGAGCACCAAGUCGGCUAAUGAAGGGGCCAGUACUGGGAGAAGAAAUGCAGAAGAGUCCAAUUCUGAUUCCUCCCACGAUGACUCGUCAGAAGCAAGUGAGGAUUCUGAGCCUGAAAUCACUAGUCAAGAUGAUGAUGAUGAUGAGUAUCUGCCGCCUAGCAAGAGAAAGAGGAGGAGGAACACCAGGUCGGCUAAGGAAACUGCCAAUAGAAGGAGAAGAAAAGCAAAAUAUUUCAACAGCAGCAGGCACCAGAGUUCUGAUGGCAGGACAGGAAGAACAGAUUCUUCCCAAAAUGACUUGUCGGAAAAAAGUGAGGAUGCUGAGUUUGAAGUCACGUUUGAUGAUGAUGAGGAUGACUCCCCACCACCUGACAAGAGACAGCGGAGCAGCAAUUCGUCUAAUGAAGAUGCCAAUGUUGAGAGAAGAGAAGAAGAAGAGUUCAAUUGUGAUUCCUCCCACCAUGACAUGUCAGAAACAACUGAGAAUCCUGAGGUUGAGGUCACUGUUGAAGUUUCGAAAUUCAAGGCAGUUCCCGUUCUGCAUGCGAAUUCCGUGGACAAAAAAACAGGGGGUUUUUUAUUGUUUCUUAAAGAUGAUGAUGAAGACAAUCUGCCACCUGACAAGAGACUUAAGAGCAAUAAUUUGGCAAAUGAAUCUCCCGAUGCUGAGAGAAAAGCUGAAGAGUUCAAUUCUGAGUCCUCCCACCAUGACAUGUCAGAAAUAAGUGAGAAUCCUGAGGUUGAGGUCACCCUUGAAGAUUCUGACCAUACCUACAUGUACCGUGAGACGCGAUGGAGGAGCAGCAAGUCAGUUAAUGAAGAGUCCAAUACUCAGAGAAGAAAUGAGGCAGAGUUCAAUUCUGAUUCAUCCCAGCAUGACUCAUCAGAAGGAAGUGAGGUUUCUGAGGCUGACCUCACUAGUGAAGAUAAUGAUGAUGACUAUGUACCCAGUGAGAGGAGACAGAGGAGCCCCAGGUCAGCCAGCGACUCGGGCAGUAGUGGGAGAAUAAAGUUCAAUUUUGACAAAUGGAAUACACGAAUUACAGACUUGAGAAAGGAAGUUGAAGUGCUGUUUGAUAAAAAAUAUGCUGAAGCUAUAAAAGUAGAGGGCCCAGCACCUGUCCCAUAUGGAGCUUUCCAGUCCCACCCAGAGGAUUUGUUUGUGGAAGGGAUGCCAGAUGGGAUUCCCUUCAGGCGCCCGGCCACCUACGGCAUCCCCCGGCUGGAGAGGAUCCUGCUGGCCAAGGACCGGAUCCGCUUCGUCAUCAAAAAGCCUGAACUUCUGAAUUCAACAGAUCCUCCAGAAGUCACUACAGCUUCAACAGUCUCAAAUAGAGCAAAAGAGGACUGGCAUUCCAGAGUCACCAAACUGAGAAGGAUGGUAGAUCAACUUUUCUGUAAAAAGUAUGCCAAGGCUUUGGGGAGCAAUGACCCCAGAGCUGUUCCAUACAAGAAAUUUGAAGCUUAUCCAACUGACCUCUAUGUUGAAGGGCUGCCAGAGAACAUCCCCUUUAGGAGUCCCUCCUGGUAUGGAAUACCUUGCCUUGAACAAAUCAUUCAAGUGGGCCACAAAAUAAAAUUUGUGAUCAAAAGGCCAGAGCUGCUAACUCACGUUCCAAAUGAAGGUACUCAGCACAGGUCAAACUCUCAAGGGAGAGAAGAUUGGAAUUCCAAGAUCACAAAGCUAAGAAAGCAAGUAGAAGAUAUAUUUAGUGUGAAGUUUGCUGAAGCUCUGGGGGUUUCAGAGUCAGUGAAAGUUCCCUAUUCUGUGUUUGAAUCAAACCCUGACUGCUUGCUGGUGGAAGGCUUGCCAGAAGGAGUCCCCUUCCGGAGCCCCACGUGGUUUGGAAUUCCGCGCCUCGAAAGAAUCAUCCGUGCCAGUAACAAAAUCAAAUUUGUUAUUAAGAAGCCUGACCUUAUCAUUUCCCAUUUGCCUCUAAGACUGGCUAGUAAAUUAAAGAAAAAAGGAAUUAGUCCAAGGACUUCCAAAAAGUCACGAAGUUCUUCAGAAAAUUCAAGUGUUCCAGAGAUUGAAGUUACUAUUGAAGAGAGUCCUAAAAAAGACCAAACCACAAAUGCAGAAACUAAUUCUGAUACCAAUGGCUCCAAUGCAAAGCAACAAGGAAAAGACUUUUCUUUUGAGCUGUGGAAUGCCAAAAUCAAUGACUUGAAGGAGAAAGUAGAAAAGAUGUUCAAUGAAAAAUGUGGGGAGGCUCUGGGUCGCAGUGGGCCAGUGAAGGUUCCAUAUGCCCUGUUUGAUACCUACCCUGAGGAUUUCCACGUGGAAGGAUUGCCUGAGGGGGUGCCCUUCCGCCAGCCUACAACCUUUGGGAUUCCCAGACUAGAGAAGAUCCUGAGAAAUAGAUCCAAAAUAAAAUUUAUUAUUAAAAAGCCUGAGAUGCUUGAGGCAGCUAUCAAAGAACGUUCUGGUAAAAGCUCCCAAGGAAAAAAUAAUUCCUCCAGUAAUGCCAAUACAGCAAGGACCACAAAAAACACAGUGAAAACAGCUGAAGGUGUUGAAGACCUAAACAUUGUUAAAGUAACCAUAAAAGAUGAUGAAAAUGAGCGACCACCAAAAGCAGAAAAUGCCAGGCAAUUGAGAGAGCAAGUAAAUUAUCUUUUUAGCCAGAAAUUUGGUGAAGCCACUGGUAUGAAUUUUCCUGUGAAAGUUCCAUACAGAAAAAUCACUAACAACCCUGGCUGUGUGUUGGUGGAUGGAAUGCCUCCAGGUGUGGCAUUUAAAGCACCCAGUUAUCUGGAACCCAGCUCAAUGAGGAAGAUUUUGGAUUCAGCAGAGUUUAUCAAGUUCACUGUGGUUAGGCCGUUUCCAGGACUUGUGAUUAACAAUCAGCUGCUAGAAGAAGCUGAAGCAGAAGCAGAGUCACCAGCAGCACCAGCAGCAGCCACUACCACAGCAGUACUACCAGAGCCAGCUGAACCAAGCCAAAUAGAAGUAUCUCUAGGAGAUAACACAGAAACAGAAGAACAGUUUCAAAUAAAGCAAGAUCCACACCUGACGUCAUAGACCUCAUCAAUACUGGUCAGAAGCUGCCCGUUCUGAGAAGAGCCUGCUCGGCCUGUCUAGAGCUCUGUAAUAUAAUUGUAUAAGAGAAGUAUCUUCUAUACAAACCCUUUUGUACUAUUAUAUAGAAAUGUCUACUUUUUCAGCAGUUCUGUGAAUUGACCUACUAAUGACUGUAGAUUUGGAUUGUAUGAAUUUACUUUGGAAUAUAUUUUAAGGACUAAAUUUGAUGCUGGGGAGAUGGCAGGGAUUAAAAUCAACAGGGACAUAGCUCAGGCUGUAUACAUUUUCCAAUAAAGCUGAAUUUCACUGUACCUGAAUGCAUCCUAACUUUUGUAAUGAAAAAAUUCCUGCAAAGAGUUCAGUUUGUUUACUUAGGAGAAAAAAAACCCUCUACAUUAAUGUUCAGCUGUUACUUUAAUGUCUCAUUGGACAACAGUAUUUGUAUAUUUGAAUUAAUUUUUCCUGUUGUAUCUAUCAUAAUUCAUAUGUUUUUCCUAAAUAAAAGAUAAUUUUAUCCACUUGA